Molecule: messenger RNA, 1229 nt
Organism: Caenorhabditis elegans
Lineage: Eukaryota; Metazoa; Nematoda; Chromadorea; Rhabditida; Rhabditidae
Gene: C34H4.1
Product: Amine oxidase
Exons: 7
Coding region: 2-1195 (397 amino acids)
Source: RefSeq, marked reviewed
CAUGAGAAAAAUGAAAUCACUUCACGUGCACUUCGCUCUUUUUGUAUUGUGCUCUGCGACGGGGCAAGUUUUCGAGUUGUACAAAUUUGCUGGCGUCGGGCCAACUAAAAUAGGAAAUGUAGAUAACCUUUCAAAGCUCUACCUGGCAUCCUCUGACGAUGCUCAAGUGUUAAGCCAAAUCACCAUCACAUCAAAUGGGCAAACCAAGACAUUGGAUCAGCUUCAAGCUAAUGUCGAUGCAAAUGGCUUUCAAAAUGGAUUCCCGGUCAAUAGUGACCUAACAAUUUCAACAGCAAAUUCACAGGACACAACUGUUAAUUUGAGUGGAAUCUUAUUCGUUUCAAGUCCAGAUAUGGCAAAAGAUCCUAACUUUCUGGUAUACGUGGUGGCUGAUCAGGUGAGAACAGUAGAUCGCUCGACGAAUGAUGAGACGACUCUGGUCUUGUUGAAUGUUCGCAAUACCAGUCGAGCUCCAUAUUACAACACUAGAGUGGAGAGCAUCAAUCAGCCAAGUUCCACUAACCUACUAGUGUACCACGGAGUCCCUGAGGAUGGAUACACGGAUCCCAAAUUCCAGGAGACCAGCAGGCAGCUCAUUUUCCAAAAUCCAGUUAUCACUUAUUUUACUGGAACAAUAAGUUCCAUGUUUUUUGACCACAUUGAGCCGAUCCAAUACACGCUGCGAACGUGGCAUAUUCGAGCGAUCGGUGGAAUCAGCUUUAAGGUUUCCCAACAAUGGGUAGACAUGUCGACGUAUCAAACAACAGCGGCGACCACGACAGGGUACACAAUGAGUCAAAGUGUCAGUAACAAUUCAACCGUUAACUUUAAGUAUACAGAGAAUGCUGGUGACGGUGGAAUGUUCGGUUUUAUGAUCAACACUGCGGAUAAGCAGACUGAUAUGAAUGUAACCAGCUGUUACAACACGGAUUGCAUCACUGAAAAAUUUGUUCAAACAAUGCCAGUGUACACAGAUAUUUUCCAGUACCCAAAGAACUACACGACUUUGUACAUGGAUCACACGAAUACGAACGAAGGAAUCUUCUAUCUACAGUAUUGCAGAUCAGAGGCCGCUGUCGGGGUCAGCUCCACAACUCCGGCGUCUAUGGAGACUACAACAAAAACCUCGGCGACUAUUUCGCUUCACAUUCUUCUUAUCAUAAGCUUAAUAUCAAUGAUUUCAAUUCUUGUGUAAACAUGUGAAAUCGAAGAAAUAAAUCAGCAACUCG